UCGGGAUCGCCGCGAGAGGGGAAAGUGGCGGGACUACAAUUCCCAUAAGCCUGCGCGAAAAAAGCGUGAGACCUGUGCCUUGUCCCACCUGGGCCAGCUGCUCUGGGGAAUGUGAAUGGUCUGCGGUGGCGGCGGCAGGGAGGAGGCUGCUGCUAUAGCUGCAGCCAUGGAUAUAUUUGGUGACCUGCGGCGAAUGAACAAGCGCCAGCUCUAUUACCAAGUCUUAAAUUUUGCCAUGAUUGUGUCUUCGGCGCUGAUGAUAUGGAAAGGCCUUAUUGUUAUCACUGGGAGUGAGAGUCCUAUCGUUGUAGUGCUCAGUGGCAGCAUGGAGCCAGCCUUUCACAGAGGAGAUCUGCUGUUCUUAACAAACUUCCGGGACGACCCCAUCAGGGCCGGGGAAAUAGUGGUUUUUAAAGUCGAAGGCAGAGAUAUUCCGAUUGUACACAGAGUAAUCAAAGUCCACGAAAAAGAAAACGGCAACAUCAAAUUUCUGACCAAGGGCGACAAUAAUGAAGUUGACGACAGAGGCUUGUACAAAGAAGGCCAGAACUGGCUUGAGAAGAAGGACGUCGUUGGCAGAGCACGAGGGUUUUUGCCGUAUGUUGGAAUGGUGACCAUAAUCAUGAACGACUACCCAAAAUUUAAGAUAUCAUUCCCGUUUCAUAUUUCUGAGGGCAGCAUCUUGCUUUGCAUCAAGGAUCACGUUGGAGAAUUUUUGCGAGCUACGCUCUCUUGGCUGUCAUGGGCGCGUAUGUCCUCCUGAAACGAGAAUCAUAAAAGACUGAACAUGGAACUGCCUUGCGCAACUCUUGAGCAUAGAUAUACAAAGAGAUACUAAUAUAUUUGAACCGUCCCUGUGUCUACAAAAUAUUUCAUGGUCCGCAGACAAUACUGUCCCAAUGAAUUUUCCUGUCCGUGCCACAAUCUUAAAAACCCAAUUUUUUGUGCAUAAGUCCUACUGGUUGCGUCUGAACGAGCCAAUAAGUGUUCUUACAACGGGAUUACAAACACUGUCCACUGGUAUUUUGUUUACAAUAUUGUUUUGAUUUUCAUGUUUUCACGGUUGCUUUUCAGCAAGGGAUAUAAAUGGGCAGAGUGACUGGGAUGGAAGUGGGGUGGGGAGGGUCAAUAUCAUGGAAAUUUCAGCGCUCAGGGUGGGGCAGGGGGCUGGUUAAACAUUCCAAAACGGAUCUACACUGCAUGAUAUAUAUAUCAAACUUGUUUGUGAGAGGAGACUUUUUUGUGGUUGUUGUGACAAAAUAAAAAUUGUACUGCUGGACUGGGCUUGUCUGAGAAGAGCAGGUUGACAAUCUUGGCUCUCAGUAGCUUGAGAUGAGAUUGUGUUAUUCUCUCAUAGACGGGGAAGAGCCCCCCCUGCAGAUUCAUUGAGGUGGUCCUGCUCCUCCCUCGGUAGCACAGUCAUCUGCAUCAUUCUGCCCAUGAGAACCUGGACCACACACAAGAUGCAGAUGCAUGAGAAAAUUGUCAACCAGUAACCAACCAGGAACAUUCCUGUGUUUGAAGACGCCCACACUGCCUUGUGUGAAUUAGCAACAGAGGCAGCUCACGUCUUCCAGUGUGUGAUCCAGGAGAUCCUAAACCUCUGGAAGACGGAUCAGGUCCACUCAAGCCUUCUGAGAAGCUGAUGUGGCACCCCAGGAUGUCAGUGUACAUCAUUGAUCUCCCUUUCCCCCAGGAAUAAAAUACUGGGUGAGAAGGAUGGAUAUACUUACUUACUAAACAACCCAGAAACGGCACAAUCUGAGCUACGUGUGGAUUUUUGACAUGCAGUUGUGCACAUGUAUACAUCUUCUGCAGACUGGAGUGUCUUCUUGGGGUAGGGGGAAGGAAUCCCAUAGUUUGGAGGACACUCCAAAGCCCAACUCUUGAGAAAAACCAACCAAAAUGUGGGGAAUUUUUGGGUCAUCUGGAACUCUUGGUUAGGCAGGAUGUUACCCAAAACUAGGUGGUAGGAUUGAGUUGGGAAGGCAAGGCAAAAUGUUGUAUCCAUGAGGUAAAAUAAUAAGGCAUUAUCCAACCAAGUUUUUCUCUUAUGGACCAAUACUUUUGCUUUAUAAUGUGGAAAGUGAUGCUGAGGUACGAGUAUUAUGGAUUGUUCCAAGAUUCACCUGUAGAAAUUAAUAGACCUGCAGAAAUGUAGCAUAAAGAGCUUUCUUGUGGGUGAUACUGUUUUUUAAAGAAAGAAUUAUGUUGGUCCGCAUCUACCCUGCCAGCAUAAACUUGUCCAACAGUUGUGGCUUGUUCCAAAUCUCUCCCGGGAAAUGGCAUUUUGUAUCGGUGCUCAGAAUCUCCACUUCUCCACACUGUCCAUGUUAAGAGCACUCCUCCUGCCCAUUUUGGCUUUUUACGACCCCUUCAUGGCCUUAGAGAAGUCACUUUAACAAUGUGAAUAAUAUUUGUGCGCGUGGUUUUUUUAUAAUUAUUAUUUUUGAAAAAUACUUUUGCCUUUCUGCAUAAUCACGGUUAUAAAUGUUGUCCGUUCCACGGAUCUGCCUGCCUUUAAAAGGAAAAACAAAAAGUAAAGAAAAUUCACUGUUUCAAAGAUUUGUAACAUCUGUCUGAAAGGACCUACAGAAAAGCGUUAAGUGAAAAGUGGAAGUUCAGCUGGGUCUUUGGGUUAUGUGACAUAAUAAAUGUGGUGCCCUGAAAACAUCUCAUUCAUUUGUCUUAUCAUGCUAUGCAAUAAUAUCAUUAAAGACUUGCUGUCUCGGUUUA
This is a messenger RNA of Zootoca vivipara (common lizard), 2736 nucleotides long. It is a transcript of the gene SEC11C, whose product is annotated as SEC11 homolog C, signal peptidase complex subunit. Lineage: Eukaryota; Metazoa; Chordata; Lepidosauria; Squamata; Lacertidae. Gene Ontology annotation, cellular component: signal peptidase complex; membrane. The record is from RefSeq and is a predicted model, not a curated record. Gene Ontology annotation, molecular function: serine-type endopeptidase activity.